CUAAUUGCAGAAAUCUCAAAGCAUUAGUAGUGAUAGCAUGAUUGAGUUGGCAAAGAAACGGGCAAUAGUCUAUUUUUCAGCUUAUACCAAUCAUAAUCCACUUAACUGUGUGCUGGCCACUUCAUCCUCAGUGAUGGCAAAAAUGAAUGGCCUCAUGAGAGUGCUUUCUCGGGCAUGUUAUUCUUCUUUGGCAUCCCAAAAAUCACAUAAUCAAUGGGGCAUAGUAGGGGUGGAUAGGGAUUCAUGGAAUAACUCGCUUAUGAAAGGGGAGACUAGAGCGACAGGUAUGCAAUGGAUUUUUCUUGGUUGUCCUGGAGUUGGUAAAGGAACAUAUGCCAGCAGGCUUUCUCGUCUUCUAGGAAUUCCUCACAUUGCGACAGGGGACCUUGUUAGAGAGGAGCUCACACAAUCUGGGCCUUCUGCAAGUGAGGUACUAUUUCUAAGGCGAGGAUAGCAGCGAGGAAACAUCGACUGAAGGUUGUCCAAGAGGGCUUCUAUCCGGAGUCAUUGAUAUCAUCCCGAUGGAAGAAGAUCAUAGAUACAAACAUGGAAUACCUGGACAUGAAGCAAGUGAAGAAUCACCUUCCUUCAACUCUAUUGGCUAAUAUCAUGAAGAGUGGAAUUUAUCAUGCAGCAGGAUUUCCACCUUCCAUCCAAUGCAAUGAACUUGUAAUUGAAUGUACAAAACAUUAUGAUCUGCAAACCAGAAUGAUCAGAUCACCUAAGGGAGCAGUUUUGCAUAUUUAGCUGAAGAAUCAACUGGAGAAGUGUUUUGUAAUAUCCCCAUUUUAGCUCACCAUGGUUUAUGCUUGGUUGAGCCUACCACUGGGUCCUUGUAGGCUAAUAUUGGUGAUUAGAGGACCCUAUUGUGGAGUUUUUUUGGCUCUCUAGAGGGCAGUUGUCUAUGUUUUCAUCUCCAGAUCCUUCAUAUGUUUUGAGGCAAUUGAUAUUCAGGGGUUUCUGGCUCUACACAUACUUACUAUUUAUAGUAAGUUGGACAUUAGAGACUCGCCUUACUAUUUUUAGUAAGGCAUCUAGAUUGACAGUGGGAACUAUGGGCUAG
This is a messenger RNA of Cryptomeria japonica (Japanese cedar), 1063 nucleotides long. Its product is annotated as adenylate kinase-like. Gene Ontology annotation, cellular component: mitochondrion; cytoplasm. Gene Ontology annotation, molecular function: AMP kinase activity; ATP binding. Gene Ontology annotation, biological process: nucleobase-containing compound metabolic process. NCBI's taxonomy places the organism in Eukaryota, Viridiplantae, Streptophyta, Pinopsida, Cupressales, Cupressaceae. The coding region runs from base 38 to 454 and encodes 138 amino acids. The transcript is spliced from 3 exons. The record is from RefSeq and is a predicted model, not a curated record.